Molecule: messenger RNA, 399 nt
Organism: Soboliphyme baturini
Lineage: Eukaryota; Metazoa; Nematoda; Enoplea; Dioctophymatida; Soboliphymatidae
Source: the annotation of a GenBank genome assembly
AUGUGUAGGACCUCCUGCAAAUGCUUUCCGUCACGCUUGGUAUGUUUAUGUUCGUUGGCAAAUUUCAUAAAUGCAGCUGAUCGCGUUCUGAUGCCAAUCGCUAUUCUUGGCUUGGCGAAAGAAUACGGCUACAGCUUGUACCAGCAAGGAUGGAUCUUAAGCGCAUUUCCAGCCGGCUACAUCAGCAGUCAGAUCGCAGGCAGCUGCGCUGGUGCCCAGUUUGGAGGUCAUCGUCUGUUGGCCUUCAUCGUGUUCAUGUGGUCAGUCAGUACCCUUGUGACGCCGAAACUGCCUUCCCUGUACUCUUUACUUAUUGCGAGAGUUGUAUUGGGCAUCGGAGAAGGACUUGGUAUGGGUUGCUUACUGUCAGUUAUGUUUAUUUUACCUAUUCGACUCUAG